Messenger RNA from Abrus precatorius (Indian licorice), 1070 nucleotides. RefSeq lists its product as uncharacterized. The transcript has 2 exons. Lineage: Eukaryota; Viridiplantae; Streptophyta; Magnoliopsida; Fabales; Fabaceae. The coding region runs from base 18 to 920 and encodes 300 amino acids. The record is from RefSeq and is a predicted model, not a curated record.
AUAGGAGUUAAUUGUUUAUGAUGGCGUGUGUCCGCCCAUCACUUCUCUUCUUACACUCGUCUCAUUAUUUUCUUAAAUUCGCAAUUCCAAAAGGAAACCGUCGACUUAACGAGUCUCCGCGUGACCACUCUCAACCCAACACGACAACAACAACAACUCAGAGAACAACCUUAAGAGUUUCAACCUCGUAUUUCUCUGUGUCUUCCUCGCUCGUUGUUUUUCUUUUCGGUUACCAGUCGCUAGUGAUAAUGGAUGUUCUUGCGGGCCCCACUUUCACCAUCGACGUUCCAUCGUCUCCGCCGCCGUCGUACGCCGGAGACUCGUCGGAGAGCUCCUCGUCGAUCGGCACCCCGGACGACAGCGAGGACGAAAACGACAACGUUUCGCCCCAAGAAGAAGAAGAAGAGGUUCAGAGCAAGUUGAAGGGUUUGAACUCUCUCAAUUCCUUAGAAGAAUCUCUCUCCAUCAAGAGGGGAUUAUCGAACCAUUUUGUUGGGAAAUCAAAGUCAUUCACGGAUCUAUCUAAAGUGAGCACAGUGAAGGAACUUGAAAAGCAAGAGAACCCGUUUAACAAGAGAAGGAGGGUUCUGAUAGCAUCCAAGUGGUCAAGAAGAUCCUCUUUUUAUAGUUGGUCAAACCCAAAGUCAAUGCCCCUUUUACCCGUUGAUGAAGAUGAUGAUUAUGGAUAUGAUGAAGCAGAGAAAGCCAAAAAAGUGACCCCGUCUUCUUCUUCUUCUUCUUCACCCGCGGAGGAAAAGAAACCGCAAGAUCAAGUUUUGAACACAGUGCCUCUUUCUUAUGCCGCUCACAUGAGGCUUAGACUCGGUAGCUUCAAGAAUAGAAGAAGCCUUUCACUUGCAGAUCUGCAAGAGCAUGAUGAGGAGGCCCAAGAUGAGGAAGAAGAAGAUAAGGAUAAUUAGUGUUUUACAUUAUUAUUGUAUUUUCUGUGUAAAUACUCUUUUUAAUUUAGUUUAGUUUUUUAAUCCUUUUGUAAAAAAGAAAUUUUGUUUUGGGACUUAUUUAGACAAUCCAUUUCAAAUUAUUAUUAUUAUUAUUAUUAAUUAGAAGUU